AUGAGUGAGGACGACGGAAAUCUUUCAGCCCCUGCUGCUCACUACAUUACAAAGGUAGCCGUCAAGCUUCCAGAUUUCUGGUCCGACGAUCCUGAUCUCUGGUUCAUUCAUGCCGAGUCUGCAUUCCGUAAUGCUCAGAUUACGCAAUCGAGAACAAAAUUUGAUCAUGUUUUGCAAAAACUCCUGCAGAACAUCAUGGUGUCCGUAUGUGGCCUGAUUCUUAGUUCGUCUGCUACGUCCUCUACGCCCUACGAGGAUCUGAAGGAGAAGCUGGUAGCCUCUUACACCUUGUCUCGCUGGCAGAGGGUGUCCAAAGUUAUUCACCAUCCUGCGUUAGGUGACCGCCGCCCCACAGCUUUGAUGGACGCCAUGCUGGCCUUACUCCCUGAAGAUGAAGUACCAGGUAGCCUGUUCCUUGGUCUGUUUCUUGAGAGGUUACCUGUAGAGAUGAGAGACCACCUGGUGGCCAAGGAUUUCAAGAAUCCAAGCGAGAUGGCAUUACACGCAGAUAAGUUAUGGGAUGCUCGUAGAGCACAAGCAGUUGAUCCUCUCCUAGCUGCAGCUUCUACGUCUCCUUCUCGUGCUCGAGGGAGGGAGCGUUCUGAUGGUUCUCCUGUCCGCCGAAGCCAGACUCCAGGUCCAGCUGGUGCAGGUGAAUGCUAUUUUCACAAAUGGUUUGGAAACUCUGUGAAUAACUGCCGUCCUCCAUGCAGUUUCCAGGGAAACUCCAGAGCCGACGGGAGAAGGAGGAAUUAA
Molecule: messenger RNA, 756 nt
Organism: Eurytemora carolleeae
Lineage: Eukaryota; Metazoa; Arthropoda; Copepoda; Calanoida; Temoridae
Exons: 1
Coding region: 1-756 (251 amino acids)
Source: RefSeq, a predicted model, not a curated record